Messenger RNA from Zerene cesonia (dogface butterfly), 1818 nucleotides. Its product is annotated as gelsolin-like. The transcript is spliced from 16 exons. The record is from RefSeq and is a predicted model, not a curated record. Lineage: Eukaryota; Metazoa; Arthropoda; Insecta; Lepidoptera; Pieridae. Bases 131 to 1759 code for a protein of 542 amino acids. Gene Ontology annotation, molecular function: actin filament binding.
GUCCGGCCCAGUUUUUUAUACGAAGCAAAACACAAAACGAAAUCGUUUAUCGUUCAGAUGAUUUAGUUCGAAUCGAAACUUCAUUGUGAACGCACGUGUUUACUAAGUUUAGUUAUUACAAGUUGCGACAAUGAAAACCAUAUAUGUAUGGGCGGUGCUCGCCCUGUGUGUCUGUGCGUCCGCCAGGACAACGCUGCGCCAGCAAUCCGCACCUAUAUCGCCGCAAAUAACAUCGCUCAAUGAUAAGGACGCCAGGUUAAAGGCCAAAACUCACCCCGCUUUCGCCAACGCAGGUAAGCGGGCGGGAGUGGAAAUGUGGAGAAUUAAUAAUUUCGAGCCUGUCAUUGUGCCCCAAAGUGACUUCGGUAAAUUCUACAAGGGUGACUCUUACAUCAUCUUAAAGACGACAUCCGACAAACGGAACAACCUAUCCUGGGACAUCCACUACUGGAUUGGCAGCGAAUCGUCGCAAGACGAAGCCGGUGCGGCCGCCAUUUUGACUGUGGGCCUCGAUGAUCACUUUGAUGGGAAGGCGGUGCAGCACAGGGAAACUAUGGGGCACGAGAGCCAGCAGUUCGUGGGCUAUUUCUCUUCAGCUCUCAGAUACUUGGACGGUGGCAACGCAUCCGGUUUCAACCACGUCACAACGAACCCUGGUGCUGAAAAGAGGCUGUUCCAAGUUAAAGGAAAGAAAAAUGUUAGAGUGAGACAGGUGGACCCACUUUUCUCUUCCAUGAACAAAGGAGAUUGCUUCAUAUUGGACGUAGACAACGAUAUACUGGUUUUCGUUGGAGACAAUGCGAGAAACGUGGAGAAACUGAAGGCGAUAUCCAUGGCCAACCAGAUCAGAGAUCAAGAUCAUAAUGGAAGAGGGAAAGUUGAAAUUAUCGACAAAUACUCCAGUGAUUUGGAUGUUCAGAAAUUUUUCACUUCCCUCGGUUCUGGCAGCAAGGAUGUACUGCCCGAAGAGAGUGCGGGAGGCGACGAUCAGGCGUUCGAACGAAAUGAGGAGGACUCUGUUACAUUAUCUGAAGUUUCCGACGCGUCUGGGUCAAUCAAGGUUACGCCAUUGAGGAAACCCUACACGCAGGACCAAUUAAAACCUCAGGAAACCUACAUUCUGGAUACAGUCAGUGGCAGCAUCUAUGUGUGGGUUGGGAAGCAAGCAUCCCCGAAGGAAAAAUCCGAAGCGAUGGCUAAGGCACAGCAGUAUUUGACAUCCAAAAACUAUCCUUCCUGGGUGCACGUUGCUCGGAUACCACAGGGAACCGAACCGGCGACUUUCAAGCAAUACUUCGCUACAUGGCGCGAUGUUGGCAUGUCCCACAGUCGGCUCGUACGCUCCAUUGAUUCUUCAUAUCUUCAAAAUCUCGACUCGGAUCCCAAAAGCCAUUUAUAUGAGGUUGAUCUGGACAGUCAAAAUUACAUCACAUUUAAUGAAGUUCCAGAGUACAACCAAGCUGAUUUAUUAAACACAGAAGUAUAUCUUUUACAAACUCCAAAAACUGCAUACAUUUGGUUUGGUAAAGACGCAGAGCUGUCAAAACGUAAAUCACUAACUAAUAUUACAAGAGCAUUUCUAAGAGUUCGUCACAAUUACAAAUUGGAAGACAUUAUGGCCGUUAAGCAAGGUUUAGAACCACCGGCGUUUAUUCAGAUGUUUAGCGAAUGGGAUUCGGAUAUGUGGAUGAAAAUCAACCAAUACGAAGAAGCGCGCGAAUAUGUACUUCGUAAUAAUGAAUUGGACAAUGACAUUUAAUUGAAAUAACUUUUUUAUUAAUAUAUUUAUUAUUUACAAAAUUGUAAUACCAAAGAUAA